Molecule: messenger RNA, 1099 nt
Organism: Durusdinium trenchii
Lineage: Eukaryota; Dinophyceae; Suessiales; Symbiodiniaceae
Source: the annotation of a GenBank genome assembly
GCUCAGGCUCAAGCUAGAUUGCUUCCAAAUCUUUACUCCCAUCUCUCUCAAGACUGAAUCCAUUGGAUUCGGCCGUUCUCUUCAGACUCCUCCGUCUGUUUUCGUCAUAAACCACCGGCCAGUUGGAUUCAGAGGCCCAGGCGCCGGCCCGUGAUGGAUGUGGUGGAUCCAGGGCGGUUCCGCCUGGAACACCAGACGAGCAGGGUGGACCGGGGCAGCGAGCCCUGUGAGGUGACCGUGACGCGCGUCUUCUAUGCUCGCAGUGAGGAGGAAGAGAUCUUGGUCUUUUCGAAGGAUGAUGAGCUCUACGAGGGUCGUGGUGGCGCAAGACAUGAAGCAUCUCUGGAUGAGACUGGCCUGACGAUAAUGCAGGAGAAGAUCAAUUCGGAUGGAGAAAGCAUAGGUAGCUUUGAGCCCUUCAAGCUUCCGUUCAGCGCUCUGCUGCCCAAAACACCUCGUGAUGGACCCAGUCCCUUCGACGAGCUGGAGAGUGCAUUGGACAGCCUCAAGAAGCUGCCGAAAGAAGGACCGUGAUGAGCGAGCGGCACAGGGAGGGUACCGGAGAAUAUCGGUAUCCUCUUUGGGCUCCGUGUCCGAACUUAGGACAAGACGGCGAACUAGAAUGAGAAGAGGGCUUCAAAGGACAAUUUGACAAUUUGAGAGAAGAGGGCUUCAAAGGUCCUGGUUCAGAGAAUCACUUCAGAGUCAAAGACUUGACGUUGAUUUGAGUUUGUGCAGCUGUUGGUACCUUCAAAAGAGAUUUGUUGCAACUCUGGAGACCGUUGCCUCAACUCUGGCUCUGGAGACUCCGGCUCAUUCAUCAAAGAGCCUCAUGGGCGGCCCACGGCCUGAGCUACUCAAUCUUUUGUGUGAUACCUCAGUGAGACAAGCUCUUCAAGGGUGUUCCCUUUCUAUCUUACAUAUAGUCUUAGUUGCCAUACUGCUCACUACUUACCUGCAUCUAUAUGUUUGUUGACAGCCAUUCCUGUGGAAGCUGCACAUUGGAAAGCACUGUUCCUUGAUGGAGCCAUUCCUGCUUCAAUUGAGAGUGGAGGCAUUUUCCAACUCUGCAACUACGACCAUGCCAACAACAAAUCUA